Lonchura striata (white-rumped munia) is the source of this 892-nucleotide messenger RNA. The record is from RefSeq and is a predicted model, not a curated record. Lineage: Eukaryota; Metazoa; Chordata; Aves; Passeriformes; Estrildidae.
AUGUCUCAAACACCCUUGCCAAGAAGACCUCCAUUCAAGGAAUGCUAUAUCUGUGGAAGAGAAUUUGGGUCACAAUCUAUUGCUAUACAUGAACCUAAGUGCCUAGAGAAGUGGUGUAUCGAAAACAAUCAGCGACCAAAGCACCUUAAAAGGCCAGAGCCCAGGAAACCUGAGAUCCUUGCUGGUUCUGGUUCCUAUACACUUACAGAUGAAAAUGAAGCAGCUGAUUAUAGUGCUCAAGCCCAGCUGGUGCCAUGUAGAAACUGUGGCCAAACUUUUUUUCCUGACUGUCUCCCCAUGCAUGAAAGGUGUUGCAAAGGAAGUGGCCCCAGUGCUAGUAAAUCUGGGAAUAGCUCAUCUCUUACUGGUAUUCUGCAGUCAGAAGCAAAAGUGAUAAGACGGCCACCAACAGUGAUUUGCUACAUAUGUGGCCGUGAGUAUGGAACAAAAUCUAUUAGUAUACAUGAGCCACAAUGCCUGAAAAAAUGGCGUCGGGAGAAUGACAACCUCCCCAAGCACUUGAGAAGGCCAGAACCCAAAAAACCUGAAGUCAGAACUGUGCAAGCCAAAGGUUUCUAUGAUCUUGAUGCUUUAAAUAAGGCUGCCUGGACCAGUGCCCAAGCCCAGCUAGUUCCAUGUGAUAUUUGUGGGCGUACUUUUCUUCCAGACAGACUGAUUGUCCACCAGAGGUCCUGUAAACCAAAACGUGCAAAGUGAAGUGGAUGUAGCACACAUGCAUACAAAUGCUUGUCUGCUCACACAUACAUAGACACACACACAUUUAUCCUAAGCUAAAUAAAGUGUUCGUGUGUGUGUUUGUGUGUGUGUGCAUAAAUAGACACACAUGUAUCCAUGCCUUUCAGACAAACAAUGAGAGAAAUAAAAUUCAUCU